GACCCAAGGGGUGUGACAGGGUUUUGGGGGUCUCCAGGCCCAGGAUUCCCAGGGAUUUUGGGGGGACGACACGGGACUCAACGGGAUCCGACUGUUCUGCAAAGGGGGGGACAGCGUCACCUCCGCUGUGGGGCCCUUCGGUACCUGGGGCCCCGUGGUGAGCUGUCCCCCCGGGGAGCACCUCAUGUCCUUCCAGCUGAGGGUGGAGGCCCCGCGGGGCCUCUGGGACGACACGGCCGCCAACGACCUGACCAUGAGGUGCUCGGGGGGAGCCGUGAGGGACUCCCGGACCCUCAUCUACCGGGGCUCCUGGGGGGGGUGGAGCGAACCCUGCCCCCCGCCCAUGGGCAUCUGCGGGCUCCGCACCCGCGUGGACCCUUCCCAGGACGACAUCGAUGACACCGGGCUCAACAACGUCGAGUUCGUCUGCUGCGAACCGUAGGAGCCCCAGACCCCCCCAGGCCUACCCCCCCCCCCCCCGAGCCCCCCAAGUCCCCAGGACGCCCCCAUUAAACUCGAGGAGGAAGGAGCCGCCGUCUCCUCGU
Messenger RNA from Corapipo altera (White-ruffed manakin), 545 nucleotides. Its product is annotated as vitelline membrane outer layer protein 1-like. Bases 185 to 442 code for a protein of 85 amino acids. The record is from RefSeq and is a predicted model, not a curated record. NCBI's taxonomy places the organism in Eukaryota, Metazoa, Chordata, Aves, Passeriformes, Pipridae. The transcript is spliced from 2 exons.